AUGCCUUUCUGGAAAAAAGAUCCAGCUAAAAAAGAACUUUAUACAAAUGUUGCCGAAGGUUUACGACAAAUCUAUAAAACAAAAUUAUUACCACUUGAAGAAGCAUAUAGAUUUCAUGAAUUUCAUUCAUCACAACUUGAUGACAGUGAUUUUUCAGCUAAACCAAUGGUACUUCUUGUUGGACAAUAUUCAGUUGGUAAAACAUCAUUUAUUCGUUAUCUAUUAAAUGAAGACUUUCCUGGUAUUCGCAUUGGCCCAGAACCAACAACGGAUUCAUUCAUUGCAAUAAUGCAUAAUGAAAAUCCUGGUAUUGUACCAGGUAAUGCAUUAGUCGUCGAUCCAACAAAACCAUUUCGACCAUUAUCAAAAUUUGGCAAUGCUUUUCUAAAUCGUUUUGUUUCAUCACAAAUACGUAAUGAAAUUUUAGAAACAAUUACAUUUGUUGAUACACCUGGUAUAUUAGCUGGUGAAAAACAACGUGUUGAUCGUGGUUAUGAAUUUAGUCAAGUUCUUGAAUGGUUUGCUGAUCGUGCUGAUCGAAUAUUACUUUUAUUUGAUGUAACAUCAUUAGAUAUAUCAGAUGAAUUAAAACGAGCUAUUGAAGUAUUAAGACGAAAUGAUGAUAAAAUACGUAUUGUUUUAAAUAAAGCAGAUUCAGUUGAUCAACAAGCAUUAAUGCGUGUUUAUGGUGCUUUAAUGUGGUCAUUAGGAAAAGUACUUAAUACGCCAGAAGUUUGUCGUGUUUAUGUUGGUUCAUUUUGGUCAAGACCCUUACAUUUUGAUACAAAUCGACAUUUAUUUGAAUUGGAAACAAAAGAUUUAUUUAAUGAUUUAGAAUCUUUACCAAGAACAGCAACUCUACGAAAAUUGAAUGAUUUAAUUAAACGUGCACGAUUGGCUCGAGUACAUGCAUUAAUUAUCAGUGAAUUAAAAGAAAAAAUGCCAAGUGUAUUUGGUAAAGAUGCAAAACAGCGAGAAUUACUUAAUAAUUUACAUUUAAUUUAUGAAAAAAUUGAACGUGAACAAAAUAUUCCAUUAGGUGAUUUUCCUAAAUUAGAUCGUAUGCAAGAAAUAUUACGUAAUAUGGAUUUUACAAAAUUUCGACCACUUGAUCGAAAAUUACUUGAACGUGUCGAUAGAAUGUUAUCUGAAGAUGUACCAAAAUUAAUGUCUAUGAUACCACAAGAAGAACAUGCUUAUUUACAAUUACAGACACAAUCAUCAACGGGACAAAUGUUAUCAGGAAAUACAAUAUUUAGUGAUCAACAAGAAACACCAUUUGCAAUAGGUGGUGUUGAAGGUAUAAAUGCUGGUAUUGGUGAAUAUGAAUGGAUUGUUGAACGAUCAAGACAUGAAUAUGAUCAAGUAUUUGUACAACUUUCACCACAAAAUGGAAAAAUUAGUGGUGCAUCAGCUAGACAAGAAAUGAUUAAAUCCAAACUUCCAAAUAAUGUACUUGGUCGUAUAUGGAAAUUAAGUGAUAUUGAUAAAGAUGGUAUGCUUGAUAUUGAUGAAUGGGCUUUAUCUCAACAUCUUAUUAAAAUUAAAAUCGAUGGUCAUGAAUUACCAAAUACAUUGCCUGAUCAUCUUAUACCACCAAGCAAACGUCAUUUAAUUAAUAAUGCGAAUAAUAAUAGCAAUACUACUCCAUCGUAUGGAAAUAGUGGAGUGUAUCCAACACUUGGCAAUAUUCCUAAUAGUGGUUAUGUUUGA
Rotaria sp. Silwood1 is the source of this 1713-nucleotide messenger RNA. The record is from the annotation of a GenBank genome assembly. Lineage: Eukaryota; Metazoa; Rotifera; Eurotatoria; Philodinida; Philodinidae.